Ipomoea triloba (trilobed morning glory) is the source of this 1199-nucleotide messenger RNA. RefSeq lists its product as uncharacterized. The coding region runs from base 93 to 995 and encodes 300 amino acids. The transcript has 4 exons. The record is from RefSeq and is a predicted model, not a curated record. Lineage: Eukaryota; Viridiplantae; Streptophyta; Magnoliopsida; Solanales; Convolvulaceae.
UUCCCCUUUCGAGAGAAAUACACAGCGAGAUAGAGAUAGCGAGAGAGAUAUAGAGAUAUAGAGAUAGAGAGAGAGAGAGAGAGAGAGAGAGAAUGAAGAUGAAAGGAAGUAAUGUUUCGCCUACGUUGUUGUACGAUGAUGAGGAGAUUGAAGUUGCAAACAUCUUGCUCGAUCUCCGGAAACUAAUCCGACAGUCCGAUUUUCGCGUGAAAUUGCGCGGUUUAUCGUUAAGUUGGGGGUGUAAGCGGCGGAGAUCUAAGAUUAACCGGAGCGCCGCCGUAUCUCCUCCGCCUACCACGGCCGCCGUCAAGUCACGGUCCCCUUCGCCGCCGCCGCCGCCGAAGGAUUCUCGCUCCGAACCGGAAAUUCCGGCGGGUCUCAGAUUUAAAACUGAGGUCUUAAGCCCCGCCACGCCGCUCUCCUUUUCGCCAAGUGAAUCCGACGAGAAACCUGUCAUCUCUUCCCGCAAACACUCCAAGAAAAGGACUAGAGAGGAAUGGAUGAAGAAUGUUGAUGAAUUAACCCAGUGCAAAGAGGUGCUUAUUGGGCAAUUGGAGAAUGUGAGGGCAUAUUACAACAACCAACUGGCUUACAAUCUCAAGCUGAAAGCAAUGAGACAAGAGAUACUGAGUACAUCGCAAAAAGUUGAAGAGCCUAGUGGGCCUGAUACAAGGGCAGGACAAGGGUAUCCGCAAUAUGAAAGCCCAAUCAUUAUCGAUCAAUUGGGCCAAAGAUAUCAAUAUCAGGGUUUGGUCUCAGCCCAAAAUGGGAUGGGCUACCUUUUAGGCCCAAUUGGGAUUCCGGAUCUGAACGUUUCUGUGGAGGAGACUCUGGUGAUGGGUUCUUCGCAGCCGUUUGAUGUUCAGAGAAUGGAGGGUGGUGAUAAGAAGACCAGAUACGCGGAGGCUCGGAGAUACAGAAUGGUUAGGAAUAAGUCGAAGAUUAAGGGUGGGCCCCGUUCCACAACCCUUCCAUCAUUUCCAUGCCGAACAUGAUAAUUGCAUUUUUUUUUUUCAAUUUAUCUUUUUCAUAGGGUAGUUUGCCUUAUCUAAGUGUAAAUCAUAUGAGGUUUUUGGAGGAUUUUACGAGAUUUUUUGUUCAAAAUUUUUGCAGAAGUUGAUGCUACAAUGUUGUAUCAUUGGACUUAGAAAUGAAAAUCAUUCAUUAUUAUAUUGAGGAGACUAUAAAUUUUGUGUCCA